Molecule: messenger RNA, 1440 nt
Organism: Rhipicephalus microplus (southern cattle tick)
Lineage: Eukaryota; Metazoa; Arthropoda; Arachnida; Ixodida; Ixodidae
Product: testis-specific serine/threonine-protein kinase 3
Biological process (GO): microtubule cytoskeleton organization; intracellular signal transduction; protein phosphorylation
Cellular component (GO): cytoplasm
Molecular function (GO): tau-protein kinase activity; ATP binding
Source: RefSeq, a predicted model, not a curated record
AUGGCCGCGAGGUCUCAAACCCCGCCCGCCGUCAGAGCCACCACCUCAAAGCAGUUCCUCGCGCUCGCCGGAUAUAUCUUGGGACGCGAAAUCGGCCAGGGCACCUACUCAAAAGUCAGGAUUGGAGUUAAGGGCGACCAGCGCUAUGCGGUCAAAAUCAUUCCCCGGCAUUUAGCACCUCGGGAAUACGUGCACCACUUCCUCCCUCGAGAGCUGGCCAUCAUUCCCAAGCUGAAGCACCCAAACAUCGUGCGCGUCUUCGAUGUGCUCGAGAUCAAGCGCAAGGUCUUCAUCGUCAUGGAGCUGGCCACACAGGGCGACCUGCUGCUCAAGAUCACCAACGACGGCCGCUUCUCCGAGAGCAAGGCGUUCCACUACUUCGAACAGAUCUGCGACGCGGUCGCCUACCUGCACAAGCAGGACAUCGUGCACCGGGACCUCAAGUGCGAGAACAUCCUGCUCAGCCCUAAGCGACAGGUCAAGCUGGCAGACUUCUCGUUCGCACGAUACACCCCGCCCGAGGUGAUCCAGAACAUACCGUACCGGCCCAAGCGCUACGACUCGUGGAGCCUCGGGGUCAUCCUGUACAUCAUGGUGUGCGGUCAGCUGCCCUUCGACGACACCAACCCGUUCCAGCAGGUGCGCGCGCAGAUGAGCCGCCAGAUCAGCUUUCCGGCCUCCUACGGCCUCACCAAGAUGGUCCGCAACCUCAUUAGGCACCUGCUCGAGCCGUACGUGCUGUACCGCUGCUCGGUGCCCCGCGCCAUGAGGCACCCCUGGAUGCGCAAGGAGAGGAUCAAACGAAAGCUAAAGUACAUGAAAGACAGCAAAUUGAGCGAGCUCAAGGGCAAGGACAGCGACGGGAGUAGCGCCAGUCUCCGGGGAGCGCAGUCCGAUGUCAGUAUGAUGCCGUCCGGAUCACCAGCACCGGGAGUGAUGCGCUCCAUGUCCGCGUCGGCGUUUCCGCAAUAUAGGCAGCAGGGUGACUUCGGCGGCGGCAGGCGCAGUCCCCGGCGCAGGCGCAGCUCCGGUAUGGGCCGCUACGGUGACGACGAGGCCGGCUUCUACAGCAAAACGAUGCUGGCGAGCCAGACGGACCAGGGCCCCAUCGGCUGGGGACAGCCGGGCAUGUCGUACUCGCCAAACCCGAUAUUCCAGCAGCCCAUGCGCCAAGGCCACUACGUCGUGAACACGCGCGUGGCCUCGCCCCAGAUGGGCGCUGGCUAUCCGGGAAUGUACGGAGGCAUGGUGAGCCCUGCGGGGCCCGGAUACAUGUCGCCCAUGGCUGGUCCCGGUUGCAUGUACUCCAUGCAGCCCGGCAUGAUGGGCAUGCCGCCUCAAAGACGGCCCUCGCGUGGCAACCUGAACGUUAACUUGGUGACGCCCAUGAGCGAAAUAUCGGUGUCAAGCAGCUCGUCUGCGGGGUCGUACAUUGGCUGA